Aethina tumida (small hive beetle) is the source of this 3491-nucleotide messenger RNA. Its product is annotated as solute carrier organic anion transporter family member 74D-like. The transcript is spliced from 9 exons. The record is from RefSeq and is a predicted model, not a curated record. Gene Ontology annotation, biological process: transmembrane transport; sodium-independent organic anion transport. Gene Ontology annotation, cellular component: membrane. The coding region runs from base 379 to 2703 and encodes 774 amino acids. Gene Ontology annotation, molecular function: protein binding. NCBI's taxonomy places the organism in Eukaryota, Metazoa, Arthropoda, Insecta, Coleoptera, Nitidulidae.
AAAUACGGACUGUAUCGGAGAAAGUGUCCUCCGUUGCCCGUAGUUGUGGUGCCCGCCAGUGCUCUCCGUUCGGUCUAUACUAAAACUAUGCUCUUGCUCGUCUCAUUUUGAUUUUGCAAUGUGUUGUGAUACACCCCGAUGUCUGUGACUUAGUUAAUGCACCAUACCCUACCACUCGUUCAGCUCAAGACGGGACUAAUCAAAAUAAUAAACAAUCUAUUUAUUGAUUUAAUCUUCUGUUUGUCUUAUUUCUUCGCUCGUCAUAAUCACUCAAAAUAAAUAUACCACCGCAUCCACACCGACUACUCAGUUUAUUUUACGACAUCAUGACUUCGACAUAGCAGAUUCGGAUCUCCUGGUCGGUACAAGGGUGUCGAAAUGUCAACGGCAAACGAGGGCAGAGAUAAAACGGGAGAGCUAGCAGACCAAACAGUCAGACACACGAAACAGACGAUGUGGGCGGACGAACAGCACAAAGAUAACAGCAAAAUGAAAAGCAACAACAAUUGCCCGUCGAACGGCCACGGCGGCACUAGAUUAGCAAUAGACGAAACAAUCCCCGAAGAAACGACGGCGUUGACGCACGAAGCUGGGGAAGCUCACAACAUACCAAAUCAUCGUUUGAAUGGUGAUGGUGAUAACGAUAGUGUUGGUGGCGAUAGUGAUACGGUAUGCGGACUGGGUCCGUGCAGGCCAUCCUGGUUGCAAUGUUUUGCGUCCAAAGAGUCAUUUCUAAUAGUUUUUUGUAUAGCAUGGGUGCUGCAGGGGAUGUACCACACGUAUUUCGUGAGCGUGAUCACAACGAUAGAGAAACUAUUUCAAAUUCAGUCGAAGAUCACUGGGAUCAUUAUGAGUGCGACCGAGAUUGGACAAAUAGGGUCGUCACUCCUGCUGACAUACUAUGGCGGGCAUAGUCACAGACCAAAAUGGAUAGCUUGGGGUAUGGUCUUAUUUGCGGUGUCCUCUUUCACAUGCUCGUUGCCACACUUCAUCUAUGGACGGCAGCUGAUCAGCGCCAACGGCUUGUCCGGCAUCAUCAAGGAGCCAAACAUAUGCAAAUCAGUCACAACUCUACCUCAUUGGGAUAACAAUACCUCAUCAACUACUGCCAGCUACUCAAGACUUAUGACGGAGAUAGCCGAUAGCGGAAACCCAAUUACUGCCCUUUCUAGUACUACCUCUAUACCAAAUAUUUUACAGACUUGCGAAGAAGAAUUUAUUUCUGGAUAUAAAAUUCAGCCGUCAGUAACCAAGAUAGUUUUAGCGAUAUUUUUCAUAAGCUUGUUAGGUGUGGGUAUGGGACAGACUGCUGUCUAUACUUUAGGAAUACCCUACAUCGACGACAACGUUGCCAGCAAAGAAUCGCCGCUUUAUUUUGCCAUAACCAUCGGAGUCAGGAUCUUGGGACCGGCACUCGGAUUCAUCGUCGGAUCGUACUGUACCAGAGCCUACGCUGAUUUUUCGGCCAAACCGGAAAUCAACUACAACGAUUCCACAUGGGUCGGAGCAUGGUGGCUAGGACUCGUUCUGAUUGGUGGGUUAUUGUUGGUGGCUUCUUUUGCCAUGUUCGCGUUCCCGAAACGGCUGAACACUGCCAAACCCACGCCUAAAAUACAUCAGGCUAAUAGGAAACAUCCUAGUAUAAGAGAUUUUCCAAAAACCGUGAAACGCCUAUUAAGAAAUGACAUAUUGAUGUUUCGGACAGCAAGUAGCGUAUUGCACAUACUGCCAAUAGCUGGCCUCUACACCUUUCUCCCUAAAUAUUUAGAAUCACAGUUUCGUCUACCGACGCCUUCGGCAAAUAUGAUUUCAGGUGUUGGCGGAAUCCUCGUCAUGGGCCUAGGAAUUAUUAUAAGCGGCGUAUUCAUAUUGAGAGUAAAACCGAAUGCACGGUUUGUUGCUGCUUGGAUAGCGUUCACAGCUGUUGUUUACGCAAUAGGAAUGGGCGUACUGAUGUUCAUCGGAUGCCCAAUGGAUGAUAUGGCCGGACUUCGAUCUUACGAAUGGUUCGCCGAAAUUCACUCGACUUGCAACUACACAUCCUGCGAAUGCGACAAGGACAAAUUCUCGCCUAUUUGCGGUCAAGAUGGAAAAACGUACUUGUCACCUUGCCACGCCGGAUGCAGAAACUACACCACAAAAGAGAAAAUCAUACAGUAUUCGAACUGUCAAUGUCUACAGGGCGGUCCGGAGAACAAUCUGACGUUGACUCUGGACGAAAACGGAUAUUUCUCCGGCAACGCCACCAUAGGUUACUGCGAGUUGGAGUGUCCCAACUUCAUUCUGUACAUCGUACUGUUCUCGAUAUUUGUAUUUAUACACUCUACCUCUGAAGUGGGUUCCAUGUUGCUGAUCCUGCGCUGCGUCGAUCCCAGGGACAAAGCCAUGGCUCUGGGGUUGAUACAGUUUGCGAUCGGAUUGUUUGGGAACGUACCUUGCCCUAUUAUUUACGGAGCCGUUGUCGACUCGGCGUGUCUUGUGUGGAAGAUGGCGUGUGGGGAGAAGGGGGCCUGUGGCCUUUACGAUUCCAAAGUGUUUAGAAUGUUUUAUCACGGGACGACUGGUGCAAUAUUGUUGUGUGCUUUCUUUGUUGAUGUGAUAGUAUGGUAUAAAGCUGGUAGUAUAAAUUUCGUUGAUGAGCAAUCGCCAUUGGACGAAGAGAUGAGCGUUAUGACGGCGAAACUUAAGCCAGAGCCGGAAUAGCAUAGGGAGAGGGUGGCUGAAGCUGAACCGCCACCAAGAUAUUAGAAAGCGUUUUUUUAUAGUUUUUUGUGUAAAUAAGAUGGAUUUAUACAUAUUAAGUGUAUUAUGUUUUAUAAAUUGAUUUUUACAUGUUUUUACCAUUUGUAAAUAUACUAAGAAUGCAUCUUUAGUACAUUAUCCAUAAACUCGAACUUGUCAUAGCAAAAUAUUAAUCUAUUCAAAUUUGAUUUGAAUAAAUCUUCUUUAGGCCCCCCCAAGAUCUGAUUGAUGCGUUCAAAUACUGUGAUACUUUAUGAUAUUCUAUACAUUUUAAACUUAUUUUUAAUACGCCUGUAUCCUCCAGAUCAAAUUUACUGCAUUUUGUAAUUACACUAACGGCCAUUUUCAAAAGACAUUUUCAUAGACUAGGCUAUCAUAAUCGACUUUUACAAUGGCGGUCAACACCUUAGGGACACCUACACAAAUUUACAUCACGUAGUCGUAAGCAACUUUUCAGUUCCUAUUUUAUUGACCUCUAUUGUAUGUGAUAAUAAUGACUGCAAGUACAAACGAUUUUUCAAUACAGAAUGGGCGAAAAUAAGUUUAAAAACACACUCAGAAAGAUUAUAUGUAACAAUACUGAUGGACUAAUAUAACUGAAUUUUUGGCGUAAUUUUUUAAAAAUAUAUUAUGUAUGUAUUUUGUCACAAUUGUAAUUAAUAAAAAUUUUAGUGUUGUAUCGUUAAAGUGGACUAGGUACAACGUAUUUUAUACAGUGAAUUAGAAAUAAAAUUACGAUUUUAUAUUUA